Megalops cyprinoides (Indo-Pacific tarpon) is the source of this 9225-nucleotide messenger RNA. Its product is annotated as rho guanine nucleotide exchange factor 17-like. Gene Ontology annotation, molecular function: guanyl-nucleotide exchange factor activity; protein binding. Gene Ontology annotation, biological process: actin cytoskeleton organization. Lineage: Eukaryota; Metazoa; Chordata; Actinopteri; Elopiformes; Megalopidae. The record is from RefSeq and is a predicted model, not a curated record. The coding region runs from base 489 to 7787 and encodes 2432 amino acids. The transcript is spliced from 21 exons.
UUGCAUGUAAAAAGACAUAAGUCACGGAAAACUUAAUUAUGUCAAAAUAAAAAUACAAUAACUAGUCAGGAUUACAGUAUGAGAGAGGUGAUGCAUUUUGGACACGCCGCGCAGGAUUGGAAAUGGGAUUUCGUGUGGAAAAUGGGCAUUUUUUGAAAGUCGAUGGUGGGGCUGCAGAGUUGAACAAGCUGAGGGACAAGUUUGGCCAAACUCUGAGCCCUUCUCUGUGCAUGGAUGAGACUCAAGCGGAAUCGAAGAGGGAAAAAAGUGCUGAAAGGUCAGAAUGCAGCGUUUUCUCGCAUGGAUUAGCCUUUAAUUCAUCUGUUUUCGUGUAAACAGUGUCGCCUCUGUCUUUCUUUUUGGAAGUCCUGCCAGCAAGUUGUGGGUAAAUGGGGGGCUGAGGCAGUUUUCUAGAUUACCACGGAAGAAAAACUGCCACUUUAUCAAUUAAAUAAAAGGUAGGGAGAAACAAAAGACGGACAUGCACAAUGGCAGAGAAGGGGACGGAGAAGAAGGCAGCGGUGUACAGAAGCGUUUCUUUCAAAAAGCUUGAAAGCUGGAGUGCAAAUAAAACUCGUUCGGGAGCCGAGGAUCAACAACACAAAUCAAAAGAUUUGGAGAGCAGCGCCCUUCCCCCUCCGGUAACAGAGGCAGCAGCAGAGAAAGUGCAGCCCUCGGCUACGCGUUAUGUUCGUGUCUCAAGAAAAGUUUCCAAAAUUUCGGCAGCCAGCCUGCCGACCGCAGAGCUAAAGAAAGGCACUCCUCAUGCUAUUUCACCCUCCAUACGCCAGCUCUCAGAAAAGUUUAGCACUAACUCGGGGCGGACGCACGCCUCAACUUCUGUCAAUACUGGGGUCUUUAAAAGCAUAACUCAGGCGCGGAGUAAAUUUGAAGAUGAAGGGCUACCUUCACAGAAGCUGCUGCAGGAAGACAGCGGUUAUUUGCCAGCACCUGACAAAGAUUUAUUAGAGCCUUCCACAGAUAAAGUUGAGGAACAGAGGUUUUCAGCGUGUGAGUCAGUUUCAGGCUCGGACACGGAGAAAAGUCAAGGACGGAUAACUCGCACAACUCUGGGUUCAGCUGCCACUAGUGCAGGUAAGAGAGAUUAUUCACAAAUCACUUCACCUCAUUCCGAUUGCAAUAAGGUUGGAACCGCAGAGGAUGACGUAUUUGUUACUUGUGCUCCGGUUUGCAAGUCACAGCGUGGCUAUUUUACGUCCCAUGGAGACUCCCUUCAUGUUGACUUAACGCACUGGCCAAGUGUCACAAAAAUUAGAGAAUUAUUCGGGGACGGUAAUAGAAAACAGCACAGGUCAACUUCUGACGCUGACGAUUUGAAAUCUGCAUGUCAUCAAAUUGCCGCCGUGAAAGAGACUGCUCACUCAGAUACAAGGGAAAGACACUCGCCUCUGCAGCCAAGAGCUGCUUGGCAGGACGUCAACAGCACUGACCAUGAUAUCAAUGUGCUCUCUGUGGAGAGACAAGGGGCUAUUCUGAGCGGCAGAGAGAGUAGAGACCAGGAUAUGGACAUUGCUUUUAGCGCUGAGCAGCAGCCAGAUGAAGAUACAUUGACCAGCGGCAGCAGCCAUCUGCACAGAGAGCAGCUGCCUGGUGUUUGCAGAGCGCGGAGCCCCGUCGGCAGUGAGAGUGUUGAAAAGUGGACGGCGAAGUUAAACAGCGACCCCAAGCCCCCUCCCCCGGUACCCCCGCCCCGCAGCAGCUCGGUCGCCCUGCCUCUGAGGGCGCACUCCUUUGCCUCUGGUCGGCAGCAGCACAAACAAGAGGCAAGACAGCCAUCAGAUAGUUUACAUUCCUGGCAUAGCUGUUCCAAACCGCAGGCUGCCCCCUCCGCUGCACCAGCCAGUGUGAGAUUCAGCUCCGGUGAGGAGGAGGACGACUUGGGAAGGCGCAGCAGGGGAGCAAGGAGUGGCCUCCCUUUCGGGCGCACCGGCAGCGGCGCCUCUUUCUCCCGAAACAGCAAGAAUGGGUCCUGGGCCAAACCCCCUGGGAGGUCGUCUGGAAGCGAGGAAGACAGCCCCGUGCCACUAGUCCACAGCCGUGACAACGUGAGGCGCAGGUCCCUGAGGAAGAAGAAGAAGAGCACCGCUGCAGUGGGGAGAGAUGACGGCGAUUCGGAUGACAGCGACAGCGUGAUGGAGCACCUCGAGCGACACCAGCAGGCCGGUGACGCCGAGCAGCCCGGCCGUAGGUCCGAGGGGCAAAGGUCCAGGCAGUCUUUCGGAGGUCAGCCCUGGGAGCGUGGUUACUCCUCACAGGGCCCCGCGGGACAGGAGGGGUACAGGCGGCAUUACAGAGGGGUGUCAGACGGCCCCGCACCUGCUGGCUCCACACCUGUCCCCGUGGUGUCGAGGGUGUCAAAGGUCAACAUAUCCUCGUUCAUUUCCAGCCCGUGCGGGUCAAGGAGCAGCAGCAGGUACUCGAGUACAGAGACACUAAAAGAGGAGGACCAGCCCUCCCCUGGGGCCGGGUCGUCUGCCGCCACCUCCUCUGUGAUGAGCAAAACCUACCACGGCAACUUCACCAUGUACCGCUCGCCCAGUUUCGGCCACGGGGACAACUUUUCGAGGGCCCCAGUCCGCGUCCGUCCCAGGCUGCCGUUUGGUGCGGGGCCUGGGGAGGGCGCUGCUCUCGAAGGCAGGGGGUACCGCCGCUCGCUCAGCAGCGAGAAGGACAAGCACAGGAUGUCCAUGUCCAACCCGGACAUUGCCUCGGAGACGCUCACGCUGCUCAGCUUCCUCAAGACGGACCUGUCCGAGCUCAGGGUUCGGAAGAAAGGGGCCGCCGGGGCGGAUCAGAACGAGGACGGCUGCGGCUUGAAUUCCGGCUACCAUGGCGCUGCGGGCACCCCCUCCGUGUACAGGAUGGGCUCCAGGUCCCAGGGCUCCCCCCACGGACGCCUGUCUCUCAAGGACCUCACAGCCACUCUGAGACGCGCCAAGUCCUUCACUUACUCAGAGAAACCGCAAGGGCAGCGACACUCAUCCAGCAGCGUGGCGAAGAGGAGCUCCUCUGAGCUGCGUCUCGACCAGCCCGGGGAAGGGGAGGCGGCAGUGUCUGACAGAGAGGUGGAGAGCGACGACUGUCAGAGGGGCUACGACUAUGAGGAGCUGAUGCCCACGCCACUGCAGGACCGUUACGUGCAGGAGGCCAGGCAGGUGAUCAGGGACAUUUGCCAGAUGGGCGCCCAGGACGAUGACUCCUUCGGGAUGGAUUAUGAGGAAGACGAAUGCUUCAGAAGGAAAGAGGAUGAGGGGAAAGCAGCAGGUGAGGAAGAGGAAAAAGAAGAGAACAAGAGGACUGGCAGGCUGCCUCGGAAGGAAAUUGAUGCCCCCUCUCUGGGGGAAGUGAGAGAAAGUGAGAGGUGUUUAAGGAAAGGUGAAUCUGACGAGAAUGUGUCUUACGAUAAAUCGGUGGACGAACUGUCUGGACAUGAGUCGAGUUUGACUGAUGAAGGAAUAGUUACAGAGCCAGAGAGCGGGUCUUGCGGGGGUUCGCUGAACAAAGAUAUUUUGGGUCAAACUCUGACUGUGUGGAAGCAGUCAGGUCUGUAUGAGGAGGGGGGAGCAGACAUGAAGCGGGAUGAGAAAGGUUCCCUUCCCUCUGUCCCAGCUGUGAGGACAGAGUACGAGGGCGUUGCCAUAGGGGGAGAGACAAGUAACGGUAAAAGUGUAAACCAGGGUCCCCUGGAAGCCCCUUCCACACCCAGCGCCAUUCGCCGAAGGAGAAAAUUCUCCUCUGCUGGAAACAACGGCUCAGACUCCAGCAAUGGCAGCAAUGGGGAGUCCAACGGGGAGACCUACAGGUCCCUCAGCGACCCCAUGCCGCACCGGCAGCGCUCCGUCACAGAGGACAGCAAGAGCUUCUCCGUGGACAGCAACCUCCUGGGCUCCCUCUCCCUUGGCUCCAAGGGCGGCAUCCCGGAACCUUCCGGGGCCGAGCUGUCGGAGUGCACAGGCAGCGCGGCCAGUGACCUGUCCGUGUGCAGCGAUGGGCUGCGGGACUACAGCACCGUCAUCCAGAGCAUCGUGCGGGAGCCCGGCGCCAUGGACAAGCUGAUCGACGAGAAGGCCAACGGCAAGGCGGUGAAGAAGAAGUCCUUCAGCGACCCCAGCCGGCGUGGCGAGUCCUCGGACGGGCCGGUCUUCGCGGGCCCGGGCGAGCCCAUCAGCGAGCUGGAGCAGCCCAUCCCGCCGUCCAGCAGCGAGCCCAUCCUGUCGGAGCAGCGGGACGAGCUGGGCGAGCUGGAGGAACGACGGCGGCGGCCCGGCGGGAAGCCGCGCUCGCAAUCGGAGCGGGCGCUGCCCUCGCAGCUGGAGCUGGACGCCGCCGAGGGCGCGCCCUGCUUCCCCUUCGACCCCAAGCUGGCCGAGGUCCUGUCGCCCCGCAUGGCCCGCCGGAGCUCCAAGAAGCGCACCAACCGGGCCACGCAGCAGCAGCAGCAGCAGCUGUCGGACCCGGAGCAGCCGGCUGAACCGCCUGCGCCGCCGCAGCAGUCGCAGCCCCCUGCGCACCUGCUCCGGCCCCGGCCCAAGCACGUGCGCCACGCCAGCGAGCCGGCCACGUUCGUGCCCAUCGCGCAGCCUGAGGGCCAGCUGUCCGAGAGCCAGCCGGCCGGCAUCAGCGCCCCCGAGCCCUCCCGACCCGCCACGCACAAGCCCUACCAGGCCGACCAGGCCCCCUCGCUGGAGGACGUCACCAAGCAGUACAUACUGGCUUUGAACACCGCCGACACACCUGCCUCCGUCGUCUCCGAGCCCCCCAGGUCCACGCCCGCCACCCCGACCACGGGGGAGCCCAAAAUCCUGGCUCCGGCGCCAACCCGGACCAAGCCUGUCGUGGAUAUGAGAAGACAUGUCAUGAUGACCCUCCUCGACACUGAACAGUCCUACGUUGAGUCCCUUCGCACUUUAAUCCAGAGUUACAUGAAGCCCUUGAAGCACCCAGAAAACUCCCCACUGUGUGACCCCUCCCUGGUGGACGAGAUGUUCUACCAGAUCCCCGAGAUCUUGGAGCACCACGAGCAUUUCCUGGAGCAGGUCCUGGGGUGUGUCAAUGACUGGCACGACCGACAGACAGUGGGCCACUUGCUCAUAGAAUCGUUCUCCAAAGAGAUGCUAGCGAACAUUUACUCGGCGUACAUCGAUAACUUUCUGAACGCCAAAGACGCGGUGAGGAUCGCUAAGGAGGCCAAGCCAGCCUUCCUGAAGUUCCUGGAGCAAAGUAUGCGGGAGAACAAGGAGAAGCAGGCCCUGGCCGACCUCAUGAUCAAACCUGUGCAGAGGAUCCCGCGCUACGAGCUGCUGGUCAAGGACCUCCUGAAACACACCCCAGAGGACCACCCGGACCACCCCUUUUUGCUGGACGCCCAGAAGAACAUUAAGCGGCUGGCGGAGCGCAUCAACAAGGGCCGUCGCAGCGCAGAGGAGGUGGAGAGGGAGACGCGCGUCAUGCAGGAGAUCGAAGCGCACAUCGAGGGCGUGGAGCACAUUCUGAACCCUCAGAGGAAGUUCCUGAGACAGGAGAUGGUAGUGGAGGCGAAAACGGUGGGUGGAAAGAAGGACCGCUCCCUCUUCCUCUUCAGUGACCUGCUGAUCUGCACCACACUGAAGCGCAAGUCCGGCUCCCUGCGCCGCAGCUCCAUGAGCUUAUACACAGCAGCCAGUGUCAUUGACACCUCAAGUAAAUACAAGUUCCUGUGGAAAUUGCCCCUGGAAGAUGUGGAAAUGGUUAAAGGUUCCUCUCAGGCCACCAACCGUGAGAACAUCCAGAAGACCAUUGGCCGUCUGGAUGAGGACCUUAGCACCCUGGGCCAAAUCAGCAAGCUGUCUGAGACUCUCAGCUUCCCACACCAGAGCCUGGACGAUGUGAUCAAGGACCUGAUGGCGUCUGUCCACCGGGAGCUCGCGGAGAAGCAGUCCCUGGCCUUCAGCAUGACCUUCCUGCCCACCAAGGUGGAGCUGACCACUGCCUCGGCUGAGAGCACCUUCAUCUUCGAGUUCAGCAGCCCGGAAGCCCGCAGCAACUUUGAGCAGGCCUUCGAGGACGCCAAGAAGAAACUCGCAAUGAAUAAGGACCACUGGGACCCUGAGUUCCUGAAAGCCAUUCCCAUCAUGAAGACACGCAGCGGGAUGCAGUUCUCCUGCGCCUCGCCCAGCCACAGCUGCCCAGAGAACACGUAUGAGGUGUGGGUGUGUAACAGUGAUGGCUACGUGGGCCAGGUGUGUCUCCUCAACAUCCGGGACGAGCCCACAGUGGAGGCCUGCAUCGCCGUCUGCUCCGCCCGCAUCAUCUGCAUUGCGGCCGUGCCAGGCCUGAAGGGCAGGGAACGUGUGGAGCCAGCGCUGAAUGCCCCUCCCUCUGAGCCUGCUCAUACCCCAUCGUCUCAGCAGCAGCUUCACAUCUCCAUUUCGGGGUCCUCUCUGGAGCUGUCCGAGCCACAGGGGGGCGCGGGGCGCGAGCUCGUUCCCUUCGACAGCGACGACACGGAUGACGAAGAUUCCCCCAGCCCCUCCUCCACCCUGCAGAGCCAGGCCAGCCACUCCACCAUCUCGUCCAGCUUUGGCAAUGACGAGGGCGCAGGCUCCAAGGACAUGGCAACGGAGACGACCAGCUCCGAGGAGGAGCAGGAAUUUCCGGUGACAAGCUCCUAUGGCCCCCCGCGGCUCAGCAGCGACAGCCCUAUGGACGGCCGCGCCAUGCGGCGGUCCAGCCGGGGCUCCUUCACCCGCGCCAGCCUGGAGGAUCUGCUCAGCAUCGACCCAGAGGCCUACCAGAGCUCUGUGUGGCUGGGCACUGAGGACGGCUGCAUUCAUGUUUACCAGUCGUCGGACAACAUCCGCAACAGGAAGAACAGCAUGAAAAUGCAGCACUCGGCCUCCAUCUUGUGCAUCUUGUACCUCGACAACAAAGUGUUUGUGUCUCUGGCCAACGGUGAGGUCAUCGUUUAUCAAAGGGAAGCAGGCAGCUUCUGGGACCCACAGAGCUCCCAGACUUUGUGCCUGGGGACCCCCGGCAGCCCCGUGACCAAGAUGGUGCCGGUGGCAGGCAAGCUGUGGUGUGGUUGCCAGAACCGGGUCCUAAUCAUCAACACUAGUACAUUGGCCCAGGAGCACUCGUUUCAGGUGGGCCAGGACAGCAGCAGGUGUGUGACCAGCAUGGUGAGUUACGGUCAGGGCGUGUGGAUCGCCCUGCAGGGCAGCGCCCAGGUGCGCCUCUACCAUGCUGCCACCUAUGAGAGCCUCACUGAAGUGGACGUGGCACCCGCCGUGCACAAGAUGCUGGCAGGAUCGGACGCCAUCAUCCGGCAGCACAAAGCGGCGUGCCUGCGCAUCACGGCCCUGCUGGCCUGCAAGGACCUGCUGUGGAUCGGCACCAGCGCCGGCGUGGUCCUGACCCUGGCCGUCCCGCCCAUCUCGUCCAGCACGGGCUCCAGCUCGCUGCGUACGACGCUCGUCCCCAUGGGCUCAGCACACGGGCACACGGGGCACGUGCGCUUCCUCACCUCCAUCGAGCUGCCCGAGGGCUUCGACGUCAAUUUCCCCCUGCCGCCGGAGUCAGGUAAUCCAGCCCCAAGUGGUGAGAGUAGCAGCUCAGGGCUGCAGAAGCGGGACUCCACCCGCCGCCGCGCCUCCACCAUCCUGCCCGUCAAGUCCAACCUCCUGGUCAUCAGCGGGGGUGAUGGGUACGAGGACUUCCGGCUGACCAACAGCAGCGAGACCGUGGGACGGGAUGACAGCACCAACCAUUUGCUCCUGUGGAGGGUGUGAGCCCUGCCCCUGGCCUCCCCUCCGAGACCUGCCCCCGGGGGCGUCUGCGGGCUUUGCACGCACCACCCACAAACCCUGACACUCUUUACUCUAAAUGUCUUCUGCUCGGACAUCUGGUCUCUACGUGCAUGGGUGUUUCCCGACACAAAAAAAGGGGUUGCUUCAAACCAGGUUUUCAGUUUUGUUUUUUUGUUUCGUUCUGAUGGGUUGUGUUAUUUCCGUUGAGUUUUUUCUUUAUUUUUGGUGUAAGAAGUGAAACUCGCUCAGCUUGUGUUGUCCCCUGUUGGCUCUGUGUCGUGUUCAGGAUGUCUGGACUUUGUGAGGAGGAUGAAGAAGACAAGAGAAAGAGGGAGAAAGUGGGAAAGAAAGAAGAAAACACAUAUUUGACUGAAAAUAAUGAUCUGAACUCUGUAUAAUUCCCAACUGUGCAUUCAGUGGCAUAAUCCUUCCCCUGUUUUCCUUGUCAGCUGUUAGUAUCCUUGUUUUUCGCUCCAGUCUCCCUGCACUGGCCUGCCUUUCGGUAGAGAUUACAUUCUUACAAUCUUAUUUAUCGCAGGCUGCAUCUCUGGGUCUCAGAAGGGCCAGCAAUGGCCAGUCCAGAAUCAGGCCAUGAACGGGAGAGAGAAUGAGAGAGAGCGAGUGAAAAGAGAGGAGUUAGUAGGGCCUAGGGCCUAGCCUAGGGCAUUGUGUGCAAGACAUUAUGGAAGGUGAUUCAACAGGAGGAAAAAAAACUACAACUGACUAACAUUUUGCUCAUGCUGCCAGUCCCACACUUUCCCUUGACCAAAGUCACCUGUCUGCGGUCGAGGGUUGUGGUCACUACUGUUCUUGUCAGACUGUGAUCUGUCUCUGAGAAUGAAGAUGCUUUUCUUUGGUCUCUUUGAUUGUUUCAUAAAAGAGAGUAAUAAGAAAGUAACAAAAAAGUAACCAAUGUGCAAUAUAUGGCGAGGGUACUUACUAAAACUAGUCUACGUACAUUUCAACACUUGCCUGUAAGAAAACAGCUAGCCUUUCCAUAGUCUUCAGAACCACAGCCAGGUUUCACCUUAUCACAUUAUUCAUUUGCUAUCAUUUUAAUUUUUUUCGUUUUUUAAGAAUUAUAUUAAACACCCCACUACUAGAAAUGAGUUCCGUUUUGGUACCGUACCAGUAAUCUUUUUUGUACAGUAUUUAUGUUUUAGUUAUCUUUUUACAGCACUUAAUUUAUACAUUUCUUGUGUCCUUGUUGAUUCAAUGAGUAUAAUGCAGUUGAGGUUUGGUGAAUUGGGGGGCUGAGUCGGAGAGGUUGGUUUACAGCUUUGUUAAGAAAAUCUCCUCCUGGUGGCAAAUGGCAGCUCUCCACUGCUCUGAUGCCAUCAGUCUUAAUUCUUUCCAUUUUACACCAUAGUGUUGUUAAUGUGUAUGGGUGUAUAUGUGACCGAUAUAUGUGCUUGCAUAU